UUUCGCAAUUGGCUCGGAACAGAGAGGGAUUUAGGGUUUGCGAUCAUCAUGGUUCUCAAUCAAUGCGGAGCCGAGACGACGAUAGAAGAUUCCAUGGAAGCAUCUUCAUCAAUGGUUGUCAAUUCGUACCCGACAAAGCGUAAGGCAGAGUUCGACCCGGAGGAGGAUGAGGAGGAAGAGAGCGAUGGCGAGAAUGAAGAACCCAGUGAUCCGAAAGCCAAAAUUGAGGAGUCAAAGGCUGAAACAGAUUAUUACUUAAAGGUGCCUGAAUGGGAUGUUGAUAGCUUCAAUGGUUUAGAGUAUUAUUCUUCUCCAGAGGCGAUACUUUCCUCCGAUGAGGAACCUUUACCCGAGGAAGGUUUAGAACACUAUCGCAUCUUUAAACGCCAGAUGAUCGAGAGCAUGGGAUUUUACACGGAUCCUGAGCUUAGGCCAUAUUAUCAUUACAAAGGAAUAUGUCCAAUGAACUUGGAGUUGGAAGCACUUACGGAUAAAAACUUCCGCCAGUUCUGGGAAGAGAUGGUAUAUGUUUGUCUGCAGAAACUCAACCAAGAAAAGGAUUCGAAUGUGGAGUUCUUUGAAGUUGUGAGAGGUUAUUAUCGCCCAGGACCGAGAUCAAAGUCAUAUAUUACAUUUAUGGCAAGGGAGAAGCCGGAUGGACUUCUUGUGGAGUAUCAAGCCAAGUGUAUGGUUACUUUAGACAGAAAGAGGCAUCCCAUCCUCUGUAGACCGUUAAUGGUAUCAAACCUAUCAGGUCGCCUAGGAGCUUUGGUUCUCUACUCCACGCCCCUCCCGUCUUUUUAUCAUUCCUCGGGAAGUUCUAAAGAAUGGCAAGAUUUUGGGAUAUCACUUUCGCAAUUGGCUCGGAACAGAGAGGGAUUUAGGGUUUGCUCGAUCGUCAUGCUUCUCAAUCAAUGCCCAAACGAGACGACGAUAGAAGAUUCCAUGGAAGCAUCUUCUUCAGUGGUUGUCAGUUCGUGCCUGACAAAGCGUAAGGCUGAGUUCGACCCGGAGGAGGAGGAAGAGAGCGAUGGUGAGAUUGAAGAAUUAGGGAAAGCCAAAAUUGAGGAGUGUAAGGCUGGAGGAAUAGAUUACUUAAAGGUGCCUGAAUGGGAUGUGGACAGCUUCGAUGGUUUAGAGUAUUAUUCCUCUCCGGAGGUAUUAUUUUCCUCCGAGGAUGAACCUUUCUCCGAGGAAGCUAUACAACACUAUCGCCUCUUUAAACACCAGAUGAUCGAGAGCAAGGGAUUUUACGGGGAUCCAGCGCUUAGGCCCUUUGAUCAUUACAGAGGAAUAAAACCAAUGGGCUUGGAGUGGGAAGCACUUACAGAUAAAGACUUUCGCGCGUACUGGGAAGAGAUGGUGUAUGUUUGUCUCCGAAAACUCAACCAAGGCAAGGAUUCGAAUGUGGAGUUGGUUGAAGUUGUGAGAGGUUAUUAUCGCGCAGGACCGAGAUCAAAGUCAUACAUUACAUUUAUGGCUAGGGAGAAACCAGAUGGACCUCUUGUGGAGUAUCAAGCCAAGUGUAUGGUUACUUUAGACAGAAAGAGGCAUCCCAUCCUCUGUAGACCGGCUCCUACACCAAAGCCUUAAAACCCAAACUUGUUUAAGGAAGGGAUUGCUCUUAGCCAAUUUCUGAUUUGCUCUGUCUAGGCUCAAACAUGUUUACAGAAACGAGAUUCUUUUUGCCUUAUGCAAUAUUAUACGGUGCUUGUCAUGUAUAUAUAGAUGUAUGACGAUAUGAGAAAAAAAAAAUAGAAUGACCCAUCACAA
Arabidopsis arenosa is the source of this 1773-nucleotide messenger RNA. Lineage: Eukaryota; Viridiplantae; Streptophyta; Magnoliopsida; Brassicales; Brassicaceae. The record is from the annotation of a GenBank genome assembly.